CAGAACAAAAUAGUAACGUAAGACAGAGAAGGCGGUCAGCAGGCCAUUUGGGGACUUAAUCUACUUCUUUCAACGGUUUUUUUUUUAACUGCGUUUACGGCAUUUUCCGUUUCUAUCAGGAUGGACUUUACUUUCAACUAACUGAGAACUUCCAGAACAUGUUGGAGAAAAGAGCAGCGGAGUUUCAGCUGGACGAGGAAGUCCGGGAGAAAACCGUGAAGGAACCAUUCGACAGCCAGUAUCGCUGCGGCGCUCUGCUCGGCAGCGGCGGUUUCGGUUCGGUGUUUUCAGGCCAGAGGCUUUGUGAUGGACUGCAGGUUGCCAUUAAACAGAUUUCCAGCGACCGAGUCCAGCAGUGGGCCCGACUGCCCGGCGAGGUUGGCCCCGUUCCCAUGGAGAUCGCUCUGCUGCAGCGACUGGCGGAGGUCGGGGGUCACGGCGGCGUGGUGCGCAUGCUGGACUGGUUCGAGGUGGAGGGGCGGGGCUUCCUGCUGGUGAUGGAGCGCCCGCCACACGGCCAGGAUCUGUUCGACUUCAUCACGGAGAGGGGAGCGCUCCCUGAACGCCUCACACUCAGGUUCUUCCGGCAGAUCGUGGAGGGGCUGCGCUUCCUGCACGCCCACGGCGUCGUGCACCGAGACAUCAAGGACGAGAACAUCGUGGUCGACACGCGGACGCUCGACGUCAAGAUCAUCGACUUUGGAUCCGGAGCUCCGCUCAAAGAGACGCCGUACAGCGAGUUCGAAGGUACGCUGGGUCUACAGCCCCCUGAGUGGAUCGUGUCCCAGGCCUACGAGGCCGUCCCUCUCACCGUCUGGUCUCUGGGCGUGCUGCUCUUCGACAUGGUGUGCGGCGACAUCCCGUUCGAGCGCGACCAGGAUAUCGUCGCCGCCGCGCCCGUUUUCACCCGACGGGUCUCUAAAGAAUGCCAGUCUCUAAUUCGAUGGUGCCUGUCGUACCGUCCAGAGGAGCGCCCAACCCUGGAGGAGAUCCUGUCCCACCCUUGGAUGGGGGGAGGCGAGGCAGAGGAGGAGGAGGAGGAGCACAGCUCUCUGCCCAGCCAGUCCCUGUGACGGGACAGACACACCAGCAGCCUUAAACUUAACCCUGAACACACCGGUGGCCUCCUGAUGGACAGACAUUAAACUUAACCCUGAACACACCAGUGGCCUCCUGAUGGACAGACAUUAAACUUAA
This is a messenger RNA of Perca flavescens (yellow perch), 1197 nucleotides long. RefSeq names its product Pim-2 proto-oncogene, serine/threonine kinase (gene pim2). Gene Ontology annotation, molecular function: ATP binding; protein serine/threonine kinase activity. The record is from RefSeq and is a predicted model, not a curated record. Gene Ontology annotation, biological process: negative regulation of apoptotic process; protein autophosphorylation. NCBI's taxonomy places the organism in Eukaryota, Metazoa, Chordata, Actinopteri, Perciformes, Percidae. The coding region runs from base 159 to 1073 and encodes 304 amino acids. Gene Ontology annotation, cellular component: cytoplasm. The transcript has 7 exons.